Molecule: messenger RNA, 5859 nt
Organism: Scomber japonicus (chub mackerel)
Lineage: Eukaryota; Metazoa; Chordata; Actinopteri; Scombriformes; Scombridae
Gene: dusp7
Product: dual specificity phosphatase 7
Exons: 3
Coding region: 421-1590 (389 amino acids)
Biological process (GO): negative regulation of MAPK cascade; protein dephosphorylation
Cellular component (GO): cytoplasm; cytosol
Molecular function (GO): protein tyrosine/threonine phosphatase activity; MAP kinase tyrosine/serine/threonine phosphatase activity
Source: RefSeq, a predicted model, not a curated record
CGGGCCAGCAUGUAAUAACAUUAAUCAUGGGCUUUAGCAACAACAGCAACUCAUCCCAAACUCCCAUCCUGAGACACUAAACGCGGCAGCUCCGGGCCGCUCUGUCGCUCUACGGACGCCCAAAUGGACGUCGAUGGACUGGAAUGAAACCUCCACUUUUGACGGGCUGAAGCUGGGAGAAGAAGGGACACAAACCUCUGCAUGUUUAAGUUUUCUGCUCCGAUCACAGGGGCAUCGCUGCGUGCGUUUUGGAUGUGCGUGUGGAAGUGUGUGUUGGGUGCGUGUGUGGCGGUGGUGGAGGUGCUGGUGGAUGUGCUGGUGGUGGCGGCGGCCGCGGGAAGGGAGGAAGUUUAGCGCCGUGAUUUUUCUUUUCGUCUGUUCCGCUGUGUUGUUUUUCAUGUGGCAGCAGGGGACGGGCGGAUGAACGUUUCCCUGAUGAAAAUUAAGCAUCUGUGGAGAGGCUCUGUGAUCGUGACUAUGAUGAUGAUAUCGAGUAAGAGCGUGGAGUGGCUGCAGGAGGAGCUGGAGUCAGGGGCCACCUCUCUGCUGCUGCUGGACUGCAGACCCCAUGAGCUUUACGAGUCCUCGCACAUCGAGUCGGCCAUCAACCUGGCCAUCCCGGGCCUCAUGCUCCGCAGGUUGAAGAAGGGGAACCUGCCGAUCCGCUCCAUCAUCCCCAACAACGAGGAUAAGGAGAAAUUUGUGAAGCGGUGUAAGACGGACGUGGUGGUGCUGUAUGACGAGGCGACCACGGAGCGACAGGAGUCCGGGCUGGGGAGCUCCGUGCUGGGGUUGCUCCUGCAGAAGCUGCGGGACGACGGGUGCAAGGCUUUCUAUCUAGAGGGGGGCUUCAACAAGUUCCAGUCUGAGUACCCUGAGCACUGCGAGACCAAUUUGGACUGCUCGUGUCCCAGCAGCUCCCCGCCAGCGUCUGUUCUGGGUCUGGGAGGCCUUCGCAUCAGCUCAGACUGCUCAGACGGGGAAUCUGACCGUGAGCCCGGCAGUGCCACAGAGUCAGAGGGCAGCCCGCUACCAAACAACCAGCCAGCGUUCCCCGUCCAGAUCCUGCCGUACCUUUACCUGGGCUGUGCCAAAGACUCCACCAACCUGGAUGUGCUCAGCAAGUACAACAUCAAGUACAUCCUCAACGUGACGCCCAACCUGCCCAACAUGUUCGAACAUGAAGGCGACUUCAAGUACAAACAGAUCCCCAUCUCCGACCACUGGAGCCAGAAUCUCUCUCAGUUUUUCCCUGAGGCCAUUUCAUUCAUUGACGAGGCCCGCUCGAAAAAGUGCGGCAUCCUGGUGCACUGCCUGGCCGGGAUCAGCCGCUCGGUGACCGUCACUGUGGCCUACCUGAUGCAGAAGCUCAACCUGUCGCUCAACGACGCUUACGACUUUGUCAAGCGGAAAAAGUCGAACAUUUCCCCAAACUUCAACUUUAUGGGCCAGCUCCUGGACUUUGAGCGGACGCUGGGCCUCAACAGCCCCUGUGACAACCACUCGUCCUCCCCGACACACGACCAGCUCUUCUUCACCACCCCGACCAAUCACAAUGUGUUUCAACUGGACACGCUGGAGUCCACAUGAAAAUUAAGGGAAAGGGGAGACUGUCCCAUCCAAAGGGUCGAAGUGGUGUUGUUACCACGGUAACAAGCGGCUGCACUGGAGGGAAGCAGCCAGUUUUAAUGAAUGUUUUAGCCUCCAGAGGCUCGUUGUCUGAGAGCCUGGCCACGGAGCAGCUUUGAAGGGAGAGGGGAGGUCACAGAUAAAGGGAACGGGGAGUCUUUUUUUAACCGAGAAGGAACACUGACGGGUGGGUUUAUGGCGGCGUCCUCCUCGGAGUUCAUUGAAAUCGAGGAAAAAGCUCAACUUGUCUUGUAAUGAGAAGCCAAGGAGACUUAACUGAUUGAGAAACUGGGCGAAGUUCCGCCGCAGGACAGACAGCUUUAAACAAAGAUCGUGGCAGGGAAAAUCUACCAUGCUCGACUCAUGAGACGACAUCAUCCUCUCUGUCUUUCUAUCUCAGCUCUCAAGCUGAGCUGACUGGUGCCAAGUGGAGAAUCUGGGAUUUACUCGUAGGAAAUCUCACUCUACUGAAUGUAGAGUUUUUAAAAACCAAGGAAUUAACACACACGCACACACACAUAAACAAAGUAUGUAUGUUUGUACUGUAUGUACUGUUUGUAUGUUAACGUACAUAGCAGAAAAUGUAUGGGCAGUCCUUAACAAAUUCAGUAUGUCUAUAUGCAUUUUUGUAUAUUUUUGUGUACAUUUACGCACAAAUCUAUACCUUAUAUAAAUAUAUACACAUAGAAAUCUUAUCUUUGUCCAAAAACAAAGUAAUCCAAUCCAAUAAUGGCUUAAGAGAUUGUAAAACUAAAGAAAGGGAAUGGGUGUGGUGAUGCCAACAAAGAGGAACGUUGUUGUGAUAUUCCUAGUUGUCUUUCUUUUUUUAGGUUAGUUUUACUUUUAGGUUUGUAAUGACCUAAUGCAGUUUGCACAGUGAUGUAGCCAUUGACUUGUUGGCACUCAAGGCCAGUGCUGGAAGCAGGCAUAUAAAGAGACAUUCAGAGAAGAUGAGCGGAGUGGAGAGGCCAGUCCCAGGCUGCGACGAGUCCUGACAGCUGUACGAUGCAGCAGGGAUGGAGCAGGAGCAGGAGCAGGAACUGGGCCCUGAGUGCAAAGGAUGAGGUUCAGGGGUUUGGAUCAGGUCAGGAGGAAGACAUGCUGCAGGCAGGACAAGGUAUCAGCAGUAGAAGUGUGGCUAAAGAUACUACAGUAGAUUUGACCUUUGGCCAACUGUUUGCAAGACUGCAGUUCCCAGUUCCUACUUCCUUCCCCAUCUGAUUCAUCAAGUUGCCUGACGAGAAGUACCAGUUGUUCUGACAGUUGUUUGAUUAUUUUAGUCGUUUGAUGCAUUUCUAACUAAUGUCAUUGGUUAUUUCAUCACUGCAUAGUGAGGUUUGCCAAACUGGUUUGUAAUGGCUGUAACUUUUGUACUUUGUCAGAGGCAUGAACGGUCAGGGUUAGCACUGGGGAUACUAAGACACCUUUUUGGGCAGCUUAUCUUGGCAACCUUGAGUGCCUCAACACUCUCAUAUUACCCACAUUGCAAACUUCUUUUUGCCCAAGAGGAAGCUGUUCAAUAGUGUCGCAUUUUAGGUUCCUUUUAGGACACAGUUAGAAAUUUGCCAAAAAAAAGAGGACUCUGGACAGGGUACAGGACCAGGUGUCGGGGCUGAGAUUGUAACCAAGUCUCAGUGUUGGCACCACAUUGUUUGUGGACUGGGACUGACUUCAGAUACAGACUGCACUUAUUUCAAUAGCUUCAUGUCCCUUAACUGCAUUUGGAGAAAGGGGAUCAGCCAUUUCGUCAAAGACAGAAUAGUUUGAGUUGAUUCACCCUUAAAGCCUUGGGAAUAUUAUAUGAACGGAAAUAUUAAACACAAAUGGAUAUAAAUAUAUAUUAUAGAGCUAAUAGUAAACAGAUCUAUAUUAUUUUGUAUACCUGAGCAUGCUGUGGUAUUGUAUGCUCUCUAACAGCAGACUUAACCAUGGGUUGGAUGUUGCUUUACCAGGUGGGACGACGAGCGAUGAGGACUGUUUUUUUAACUGCUGUUGCUGCUGAACACAGCGGUACACAGCGUGUGGUCAAGGAGUUUUCUCAGACCCUGUUCACAUCAGGAGCACUUCAAAGACAUUGUGAAAAUGAUUUUAAAAGUAUGGAGUAAAAACCAAAUCACAAAAUUCGUAGUGAGUCCAAAAAUAUGUUAAAAUUCCCUUAUGCUACAGCAGCACCUUAUUCUUCAGCAUGUGGACUUAUGGCAGAGUCUGUAAGUAAACUGGGCCUCUUAAAAGAACAUUUUACCUUUACUUUGCUUGUUUUAACUUCAUAAAUACAUCGGUUCAUGAUUAGGUGCACACUUGUUAGAUGUAAUCAUUAGUGUGCGUUCUGCUCAAUUUACUGGCAAAUUUCAUUCACACAUAAAAAAAAUGAAAAAGCAGAAAUUCACACUGCAGAGCCUGAAAUUGAAAAGGCAGCGACUAAUUUAGCAGUGUCAGUAGUGCUAAAAUGGUACCCAAAAAAUACCAAGUAGACAAGUACUAUGUUUGUCUGCACUGUCACAGCAGACAGAAUUAAAAAAGGGAACUGUUUAGUUUGAGGUUAGAUGCUAAAAAAUAUCUUGUUAAAGCAAAGAGAUCCCAGACUCUUAAAAGUGAGAGCAGAUCAUUGGUUAGCUUUCAUUUAGUUUAUUUUGACUGAUCUCACAUUUGAAUAUUUAAACUCCAAAUUCAUAAGUUUGUAUCAUAUAGCACUUAUCUGUAUAUGAGUUCUACAACAUCUGAAUCACCACAAGAGAGAAUUCUAAAUAUAAAAAAUAAACUUCUCUUCAAUCAUCUCAUUUGAGAACUAAUCUGUUCAAACUACAGCAAAGUGUUUUCAGGGUGGUGAUGUGGACGGGGUCUAAACAGAAACAAAGAACUGGGUUUCAGAGGGGACAGCAGUUGAAUCUGAACAGGGUUGGUUUUAGCUGGCCUUAUAUAAUCUUUCUAACUUGUUUCUAAUGCUGACUGUUCAAUACUCUUUGUAUCUCACUUUAGAAAAACGUUACGUAAAAAAAAAAAAAAAAAAAAAAAAGAUGAAACGUUUGUUAUCUGUUAUUUGAAUCAGAACACGGUAAUUAUAGACGGCGAGCUGUCUUCUACCGUAACGGGUCACACAAGGUCCUCUUUGUUACUCUGCAAUAUAUCAAAACACCUUUUUUGCAGUAUUUUGUAGAUCCAAGACCUCAACAUUUUUAAAUUCUUCUUCUUUUGUACUAUAUCUAUUCUAUAUAAAUAUACAAGAUCCAGCUCAAUAUGGCUUGUGGACUGAAGUAACAUUUCACCUGGGGUCUCCAAAAUGUAGAGCCAGUGUGCCCAGUACCAACACACACACCCACACAUAUACACACACAGCCAGAGCUGUGUUUCAGCAUGCCAGUUAUGUUUCACAAUAGAUAAUUACACCACCCGACUUAAAUAACUACAAGGUCUUUUUCCGUCUUGUUUUGAUAUAAUGUGCUCUAUGCUAUUCCUGUGGCCUUUCAAUAUGAAUAUAUAUCUGAGUAUAUAUAUGUUAUGAAUUUAUAUGCAAACGUUCCUCUCCUAUUAUAGCAUCAGAGUUGAAAAUAAUACUACCGUGCUUGAAUGGACUUCCCUUAUCUGGAGUCAUAUCCCACUUACAAUAAGGAAAAUGUUGAGGACUUGAUCACUUGCACCAUACGAUUGAAAUAUAUUUCAGUACGGAGCUUUUCUAUUUAAAAAGAAUAUGGUUGAUUUCAAGCUGCUUUCUUGUGUUUUUGUGUCUUUGUAACAAUGAAAGAGAAAUCAAGUCUUUUUCUCUGUUUGUAAAUUUGCCAGACCACGGGAACGGCCGUUUCUGUGUCCUUAAACUUGUAGCUACAUAUUGGUAAGAAUGUGCUCGGGAGUGAAAAAAGUGAAUGAGUUUUGUUUUUUUUUUAAAGAGGAAUGGAGAUGGUGGUGUCAAAUACAAAGUGAAAGAAAAAGUGAAUGAUUUAAAAAAAAAUGUUACCUCAGCGAGGAAUUUUUCAGGGAUUUUUUUGACAAUGCAUCUUGCAUCGUGUUACAGCUUCAAACACACGUUGAAUAGCUGUUUUGUAUUGUGCUGUAAACAGUUUUUAAAAAAAGAUGCAAUCUGUCUGUGUAUAAAAUGGGGGCAUGUUAACCGGGGCAGUUUCACCUUUCUGUCUACUGAAGGAAACACGAUUGACCCUAUGUAUUGUACAAUAUAUGGAAACAACACAAGACAUGUUUAUACCGCAAAUAAAUAUUGAAAUAUUUUUUUCUUUAACA